This is a messenger RNA of Chara braunii, 2823 nucleotides long. The record is from the annotation of a GenBank genome assembly. Lineage: Eukaryota; Viridiplantae; Streptophyta; Charophyceae; Charales; Characeae.
ACGCUCAUCAUUGGUUUAGUACCUAUGUAUGGGUUGAUCUUUCGACCUUCGAACGAGAUUUUUUGAAUCGAUUUGAUUAUGUGCAUCCAGAGCUAUACUGUACAUGAUCAAGGACCGGGUACAAAAACCUCUCGAGUCUAUCGCAGAGUAUCGAAACCGGUUCUAUCGAAUGUUUGUGAAAACUGAGCGGGGCGAGCAAGUCGGGAGAGAUUUGUUUAUUGAUGGGCUUCGUAGUCGAACGAUAAGGGCAAAGCUGCGAAAGCAGUUCUCCCCCAUCAAUCACACGCUGCAACAGAUUAUGGCAGCUGCAGAGGAGAUGGAACGAAAGUUCACGGCGAACUUCCUGGAAGGAGAAGACUAUCCUAAGGAAGGGGAUUCGUCCGAACUCGCAAGGGCAAGAGCUGAGUUGGCCGCGUUGCAGAACAAGUUCGGGAAUAUGGGAUUUGUGUCUGGCCCGGUCACCUAUAUGGGACAGAUAACCCCUAAACGACCCGCCCCGAGUGUAAUCGCGAGUGUCCCUGUUCCUGUGAUACCAGCACCAGUAAUGACGGCACCCCCGCAAUCGAUUGAGAACCCUGUGAGGACAAAUGAGUCUACUGCCAUUUUUGAACUAACCAAGACGUUAAUUAGUCUAAUCCAGGAAAGCAAAAGGGAACAGCGAGAGCAUAACGCUCGGUUAGAAGCCAUGAUGAGGAGCAUGCGGCCCAUCGCGGUGCGUGCCCCUCCGAUCCAACAAGGGCUGGCCCCGGCGCCUGCUCUCGGGGGAGCCGCGAACAAUCUGAAUGUCUGUUAUGCAUGCCAACAGCCAGGGCAUCUAGCCCGUGACUACCCCCACCGGCCCCCGCAACAACGGGUCGGGGUCGCACCAAUGGCAGCGACCCCCAUCGCUAACGGACCUGGGCGGGUAGGAGCUCUCAUGGAAGACAUGGAAGGUGUAGGAAGUGCGCUAGCAACCACAGAAGAGGCUUCUGAGCUCAUCCCGUUAGAUCAGUAUGUAUCGCGUGGUUAUCCUGGGCUCGGAAGGAUCGGAACGAUCAGACCGGCGCCAGAACAGAAAGAAGUGGCGGAGUGGCGACCCUCUCCAGGAGAGAUGGAGUCGGGAGGACCCACCUUCGUCACUAGGGAAAUCGAUGUGCCCAACAUCAUCCGAGCCUUGGACCAUCGGAUUCCACUUCCGAUCGGCCACCUGCUCUCGAUCUCUGAACAAGCUAAUGAGCGAAUGCUACAGCACUGUAAAGUGAAUCGGAAGCGAUUCGCUCUCGCCCGAACAAGGAAUGUAAAGGCUAAGAACCCCACACCAGACGAAAACACGGCGGGCACGUCGGAUCCAAUACGGGUAGGGUUAAUACAGAAAGACGAUCAUUUCCUACGGAUUAAAUCCAUCCCGUGGAAAUCUGCGGAAUGUGACAUUGAAAUAUGGGGAAUUCCGUACAAUGCAAUCAUCGAUUCGGGAGCUGCUGUUUUGGCUAUCUCACUGCGAGUAGUUGAGAGCGCAGGUAGGAAAAACGAUCUGAUCAUGCUUACAGAGAAGGACCAUCUCGUUUUGACAGACGAAGAAAAGAUUAAAACAGUGGGAUGGAUGGCCAACAUCGCUUUCCGAUUGGGAAAGGUGCAUGCACUAGGAGAUGUCGUGGUAUUAGAUGUGAAUACCUACGAUGUUUUUUUCGGUCUUCCCGCUCUUGUGGCAUUACGAGCGAAUUUGGAUUUUGAGCGACGGGCAAUCAUCCUCCGAAAUACGGGAGGAAAACUCUAUGUUGUACCUAUGAUACUGACUCUUCGAACUACCACCAACGCAGUCCCACGAGUUUCGCCGAUGAUAGCGGGGACUCUUCGUAUGAUCGCCUGGGAAGACUCCGCAGACGAUGAACCAUCAUUGAGGGAUGCGGAUAGCAAUGACGACAACGAUCCAGAAAUUCUGAAGCUAGCACGACAGCGUAUCUAUUACACACCGCCCAGAACGAUCGCAAGAACGAUGCAUUUAACCAGUCGGAACAUCCAAAGGACCAAGGCGAUGAUUUUGGGUGAACCCCUCGUACAGAUUUCGAGGAUGGUCGAUUCUUUGGAACCCCCUCGAACCCUGUACGAAGGAAUUUCCCCUCUCCUCGCCCGAUACAACGACAAGAAGCACUACUGCGAUAUCACAGAUCUACCGAAGUCCCUACUGACACCUGCAAAGGAAAUACGACUGUUACGUCUAGGGGCGGAGGCCAGUUCUUUGGAACCCCCUGGGCACCUCGAGGCUAAAUCAGACGAGCUCGGAGUAAAGAUCGCAACUAAAACCGUACCAUGGCAAGACAUCUGCAAUGGAAUCACCCCGGAAGGACACAUGGCCAUCCGGGAGGAAGACGCCCAGAUGAUGACCACGGUGUUCUCCUGGCGAUCGAACCGUUCGUUCAUCUCUGCGCCACCGCCCGAUGUGGCGAAACAAUCACGCACGAAGCAGAUCGACGUACGAAUCUGGGAUCAACUUUUUGAGUUACACGUGCCACAGUACGUACCUGAUGAGAUUCAUCGUUUGAUUGCGGACAUUCUGACGGAAUAUCAGGGAGCGAUUAGCGUAACAGACACUGAUAUCGGCUUGUCACUGGUCAUUUAACAUGAAAUUCAGACGGGAAAUCGUUCCCCCAUCCACUGCAAGCCCUACCGAUACUCCAUGAUAGAACGGAAAAAGACUCUCGAACGGAUUCGGGAAUUUGAAGCAAGCGGGUGGAUCGAGCCCGCCACCGGACCAUGGUCAUUUCCAGUAGUGCUAGUACCGAAGAAAAACGGAUCAAUCCGCAUAUGCAUCGAUUAUCGCAAACUGAAUGAAAUCACGAUUAAAGA